Molecule: messenger RNA, 4802 nt
Organism: Cygnus olor (mute swan)
Lineage: Eukaryota; Metazoa; Chordata; Aves; Anseriformes; Anatidae
Gene: COL28A1
Product: collagen type XXVIII alpha 1 chain
Exons: 36
Coding region: 197-3691 (1164 amino acids)
Molecular function (GO): serine-type endopeptidase inhibitor activity
Source: RefSeq, a predicted model, not a curated record
AUGGACCAUAAAGGAUCUAGAUGCAAGGUAGAGCCAUUUGCAAGUGGAUAGACUAUGUACAGAUUCCUGUAUUUUCUUAAAAAAUAUAUACUUUCCAGUAUGACUUGCUGGACAUAUUUUCUACACUGACAGCUUAUUCAGUCCACAGUUUGCUCUUUGAAUGACUUUGAAGGAAGGAAAAGUCAUCUAAUUUGGGAUGAAAGUCACUAUGUGGAACAAACAUUCUUUCUUUUGCUUUUUACUUCUGGCUAUGACAACAUACCAGAUAGUAUAUGGGCAAAACAGAAAGAAAGGAAAAAAAUCUAAUUCUCUUGUGCAAAACGAUGAGGGUGAUAUGUGUCUAAUUGAUAUAGUCUUUAUCUUGGACAGUUCAGAAAGUGCCAAAAAUCAGUUGUUUAAUUUACAGAAGAAUUUUAUUCAAAACUUAACUGACAACAUUUUCCAGAUGAAGCCAGUUAAAUCUCAGAAGUACAAUAUCAGACUAGCAGGUAUGCAGUUCAGCAGCACAGUCAGCAUUGAUCUUCCCUUUACAGCAUGGAAAAAUGUGCAGAAUUUUAAAGAGAAAAUCAAGGCUCUGGGCUUCAUUGGCCAUGGAACCUACUCCUAUUAUGCAAUUUCCAAUGCCACUCAGCUGCUUAAAACUGAAGGUCGUAAAAGAAGUGCAAAAGUGGCUUUUUUGAUGACUGAUGGUGUGGAUCAUCCAAACAGCCCUAAUAUCCAGGGUAUAGCUGCAGCAGCUAGGAGUCUUGGAAUAUAUUUUUUCACCAUUGGCCUUUCUAAGAAAAAUGUUCAAGAAGAAAAAUUGCGUAUGAUAUCUGGUGAUUCAUCUUCUAAACAAGUCUUAUGCCUGGAUGAUAAUAACUUGAUAGAUGAUGUAGCAUCAGAGCUGGAAGCCUUACUUCAGAAGCAGUGUAUGCAGAAGAACUGUGUGUGUGAAAAGGGAAUAAAAGGAGACAAAGGUGAUUCUGGCAGUGCUGGAAACAGGGGGGAAAAAGGUGAACCUGGACCAAAAGGAAACAAGGGUGAUGCUCAAAAAGGAGAUCAUGGAGAAAAAGGUGAAGAGGGAGCUCCUGGCUAUAAGGGUGAAAAGGGUGAAAGAGGGGAAUGUGGAUCCCCAGGAAUAAAAGGCGAAAGAGGAUUGGAAGGUCCUUUUGGCCCAAGGGGACCUCGGGGACCUCAGGGUGUCAGUGGACCUCCAGGUGAGCCAGGCCUGAAGGGCAUUCAAGGCAGCAAGGGAGAACAAGGUCCUAUAGGUCCCUAUGGUCCGCCAGGACUCCCUGGUGUUGGACAGCCAGGACCCAAGGGUGCUCCAGGUCGAGAAGGUAAAAUUGGAUUCCCAGGACCUCCUGGAACUGGUGAGCCAGGAUUACCUGGACCACGUGGCCCUGAUGGUCUGCCAGGUGAGAAAGGUCUACCAGGAGAGGGCAUUCAAGGACAAAAGGGUGAAAAAGGCUCUGAAGGUGUAGCUGGUCCAACUGGACUGCCAGGUCAAUCAAUCAAAGGUGACAAGGGUGAACAAGGCCAAGUAGGACCACAGGGCCCAGCAGGACCACCAGGAAUAGGCAAUCCAGGAAGCCAGGGUGUACAGGGUCCACAAGGAAAUCCUGGGGCAAAAGGAUCCAAAGGUUUUGGUCUGCCAGGUCCAAAGGGUCAACAAGGUGAACGUGGACAAAAAGGAGAACCAGGACUCCCAGCAACUGGAUUACGAGGACUUAAAGGAGAUAUAGGUCCAUCAGGAGUCCCAGGAGAGAGAGGGAUGCAGGGAGACCCUGGAAAGGCAGGGAAAAAGGGUGAAAAGGGAGAUCAAGGUCCAAGAGGCCCGGAAGGACCCCCUGGCAAAGGAGAUGUAGGCCAAAAGGGUGACCCAGGAGAGAAAGGAUCCCAAGGACUGAUUGGUUAUAAAGGAGUACAAGGCCCAGCUGGACCAAAAGGUGAACCAGGAGAGAGAGGGCCACCUGGAGUUGCUGGAUCAUCUAUUCAGGGGCCACCUGGACCAAAGGGAGAUCCCGGACCCAAGGGGCCACCAGGAGAUGACGGGCUUCCCGGAAAUUCAAUAAUGGGACCAAUGGGUAACCAGGGCUUGCCCGGACUACCUGGACCCCGUGGAGCAAAAGGUGAUGGCCAUAAAGGUGAAGCUGGACCUCCGGGACCAGCAGGCCCUCCAGGACCAGCAGGCCCAAAAGGUGUGGGAGAUCCUGGACCAAAGGGAGACCGUGGAAUGAAAGGCUAUCCUGGGCCUCCCGGGCCGCGGGGGAGCGGAACGGUUGGUCCCAAGGGUAUUAUGGGACAGAAAGGCUUGCCUGGUCCACCUGGCCCCCCUGGUGAGAGCAUACAAGGAGACAAGGGAGAAAAAGGAAAUCAAGGCUUUCCUGGACCAAAGGGUUCAACAGGAAUUGGUAUUCCUGGACCAAAGGGAGACUAUGGAGAUAAAGGUGAUGCAGGAAGCAAAGGUGCCAAAGGAGAGAUGGGAGAUCCAGGACCUCCAGGACCAAAAGGAAUUUGGGGAAGGAAAGGUGAACCUGGUCUUUCGAGAGAAGAAGUUAUCAGACUUAUCAGUGAAAUAUGUGGUUGUGGUAUCAGAUGCAGAGUAACACCGCUGGAACUAGUAUUUGUCAUUGACAGUUCAGAAAGUGUUGGACCAGAUAAUUUCAAUAUUAUCAAAACUUUUAUGAAAACAGUCAUUGACAAGGUUUCAGCCAACCAUGCUACAACUCGCAUUGGGAUUAUCAACUUCAGCCAUAGAGUGGAGUUGGUGUCUUCUCUGAAUCAAUACACAACCAAAGAACACCUGAAAUCUGCUGUCGAUAAAAUGCCCUACUUAGGAGAAGGCACAUACACAGCUUCUGCCAUUGAAGAAGCUAUUAAGUUAUUUCAGGCAGCACGCCCAGCAGUGAGAAAAGUUGCUGUGGUAAUAACGGAUGGACAAGCAGACAGUCGUGACAAAGUACAACUGGAUGUGGUGGUAAGGGAGGCCCACGCUACAAAUAUUGAGAUAUUUGUCAUUGGGAUUGUUCAGAAGACUGAUCUCCACUACAAGGAUUUUCUGAAAGAAAUGCACCUCAUUGCAACAGACCCUAAUGAAGAACAUGUUUACGAGAUAGAUGACUUCAUGACACUUUCAGCUCUUGAAAAUAAACUCUUCACAAAAAUUUGUGAUAAUGUAUCUGAAGUCUACACCAGAAAAGAUGUUCUAUCUCCAUCUCCAAGCCCAGAAUCUGAAAUACCCACUGAAGUUAGUCAGUUACCUAGAAUGACGACUUCAGAGACUUAUAUGCCCCCUACAGAAGGAACUGGUUACCCACUUAGUCCACCACAGACCAGAUAUACUGAGGCGCUGCCAUCUGCUCAGGAUCACACUGUGACCGCUUCUGUUCAUAGAGAAUCAAAAUUCCCCCCACUUUAUGACGUAGUUGAAUCCAGACCCCACAGUCCAGUUGCCAAUCCUUUGCUCAAUGUAACCUAUGCUGAAGAUCGCCGCCUAACAGUGUUGCAACCACAGGUAGCAUCAACUCAAAAAGAUCCAAGGUGCUUGGAACCUAUGAAACCAGGGGAUUGUCGAGACUACGUGGUAAAAUGGUAUUAUGACAAAAAUGGCAAUUCUUGUGGCCGGUUCUGGUACGGAGGUUGUAAUGGUAACAACAAUAGAUUUGAAACAGAUGAAGAAUGUCGAGAAACCUGCAUUGAUGAAUAAAAAUGACUGCCAUUUGGAGUUUUUAAAGCUGGGAGUUCACGUCUAUUGAGGAUGAAAUGGCUGAGAAGAAUCCAAAACCUGUGUGAACAUGAAUAUAUUACUGCCACUCUCCACUGCUCUUCCCAUUAUGGUAUUCACAUUAACUAGAUUCCUGUAUAGCAUGUUAUCUACAAUACCAUAGCAAUAACUUUAUUACACACACACACACACACAGAAGAACACAACUUUUCCCUCCACGUUUAUAUUAAUUUGGUAAUACUACAUGUGGCAAGGAUUAAAAUUUAUUUUAGGAUUAAAAUAUCAAAAAUGUUUACACUCAGCAUUUAAUGACAGAGGUCUCUUGUUCUCUUGGAAGAAUAAAAUGUGCUCUCAUUUUAAACAAAAGUAAGUGGCUCCUGAAAUUAGUGCUCUUAUUACAGCAUUUAGUGCCAUAAAUUAAGAUAAAUUACAGUACCUCAUUUGAAUGUAGAUUCCACAGCUAUAAGUAAUUAGAAUUUUUGUUGUUGUUGUUUACCCCAUUAAAGCACAUUUGGAUUAACACCAGUACAAUCUUUUCACUUGUCAGGGUAGGACUUUCAUUGGGAAUUACAUAAAACCCAGGAUUCUUCAUAUCCUUUAUAUCAAGUCUGCACAUUUCAUUUCUCAGCACCUCUGUGUUAAACUGAAAAAAAAAAAAGUGAUUUUACACUUUAAUAUAUGCUAUUAAGUUUUUAAUAUAUGCUAUUAAGAAAAGCACUGAAAGAUGUAUAUAAAUAUUUGCUAAUAUCCUUUCUACUUUUAACCAUAACCCUAAUAACCCUAUUAUUAAAACUGAAAAAUAUCAUCAUGUGAUUAAAAUAGAAAGCAACAUCUGAUAAAGUCUGACAUUUGUACUCUUUUGUAGACAGAAGAAAAAAAACAAACACCAACAAACCUUAGUAUCUACAUAGGCAUUCUGGACAGUUCUUGAUAUGUUUAAACAAUGCUUGUACAACUGCUACCCCUCCCCAGGUAACCAAAAGAUGGCAUAUGCCAUGCAAAAUGAACUUGUUUACAGCAGGUAGGAUACAAACAUUAUUCCAGGGAAGGAAGUGCAUGAAGUACAGUUUAAAAUUUUAGAGAUUUUUUUUUC